GUUAAUUUGUUUGCAUUUUGGUGCAGGUGCACCUUCCUCUGGGUGCACGCGCCUGCACCAUCCGCGCGUUGUCCUUCACCUACUUUACUUUGUUUCUCUCCUAUUCUCGAUUCUCCUCAAAAAAAAAAAAAAAAAAAAUCCAAUUCUCAAAUUAAUUGAUAAAAUCCUCUUAGCUUUCAAAUUGUCACCGAAAUCGAAGGCUUGGAAGCUCCACUAUUAACUCACUCAUUUUAGCAAAGUUGGUGUUUGGGUUUCUAGCAAUAAAGAUAGAAGUUCAAUAAUUUGUUGCAAAAUCGUGAAAUUAGUUUAGAGUUUUGCUAUGUAACCUAUGCAAGAGAAUGAAGGUGCAGAUUUUUUUUCCCAUGUUUAAUUAGUUAAAAACGAGGUCGUACUGUUUUUCUGGGUUUGAAGAUAAAAAAGGAACUGGGAUUUCUGAGUUGUUGAUUACAUAUGACAUUGAACUCAUUGAUUGUGUUUGUGGGUUUGAGUUUUGAUAACGUCAUGGGAAAAUGUAAAGUAUUUAGGGAUGCACAGAAGGUGUUUGAUGAAAUGUUUGGGAUAAAUGUUGUUUCUUGGACUUGUAUCCCGUGUAUGCUUGAUGGGUAUGUUUACUUUGAGGACUUAUUAGUGCAGAAAGGGAUUCGAUGCAAUGCUGAAGAGAAAUCAGGUUUCAUGGAAUGCCAUGAAAAUGAACCAGAAGACAGAGACGAAGCAGAGAGCUCAAGGAGGAAGAAGGGAAAAUCAAAAGAGAAAGGAAGGAAGCAAAUGACGGAGACAUAAAUAUAUGGGGAAGAAAGGGGAGAGCUUAAACUAUAAUUGGUGACGUGGUAUAACCGUCAUAAAUAUCCGACCGUUUAUGUUUUGGCGCUUAAAAACACAAUUCAACUCUUUCCCCUGUUACUCUUCUCUGAUCAAACCCAAACACUAAAACAUUCAAGAACAAAUUCUCUCUCCUCUCCCUGUAACUCAACUCUGAUUAAACCGAAACACUAAAAUCUUUCAAGAUUGUGAUCGCCAUGGAUAACCGGAAGGGCAAGAACGAAGUAGAUGAAUACGAUCAAGAACAGCAUAAUGAAGAUGAAUCUGGUAAAAGAAUCAAAGGGCCAGAUGAGCCCCUCCGACAGAUAAGUACAGACUUAGUACUGGCAGUUCCAUGUAGUCAAAUUCAACGAUCUCAGAGACUAAGUGAUGAAGGUUCUGGAAGGAAGAGAACGAGGGAAACUGGUUCAAGUAGCCAGAGUCAAUUUCAUCAUCAGUUGGAAUCUGGUUCAGGUCAACAAGCCACUCAACCUGUAGACAACCUCACUCCGCCAGCAUGGUUGUGGGGUGACUAUAAUCAGUCGUUGGAGUCUAUUAUCAGAAACGCAAGGAACACUGCUUUAAGUGGCCAACGUCCGAAACCAAGUGAGAAUUCAUCCUUUUGGCUAAAUCCAUCGAUCUUUUCUCCCAUUCGAAAACUUUGAUACCUAAACAAGCCAAUUACAGAAUCAGGCAAAACACAAGAUCAAAGGACCAUGCUAAUACAGAUACUUCCCCAACUCAGUGAUCUUAUUGUAGCAGAUUAACUUUUUCAAUUUUGUAGCUCAACUUGCUGUUUUCUCUAGCUGAUUUCUAUAAGAAUCAUGCAGUGCAUGAUCUUCCUGAAUUUACUCUGCUAUCAAGCAGCUAUUAUUUGAAUUGUUUUUGUACAGAAUAAGGAACUUUAAUCAACCUUCCAACCAAUCAGUGGUUUUGUAGCUUUCAACCUAGUAGUGGUCAACAACAGCAGCUAGAAGUAGUUUCUAGAAAUAAUAACUUGCUCCUGUUAGGAGGGCCACUGCUCCAAGAUGUCUGAGGCCAAUUAUCAAUCCAUCUCAAGUAACUGGGUCUCAGCGAGUUUCUAAUAUUAAGAAAGCUGGUGCAAGUACAAGUCUAAUUCAUUCUGGUUCAGGUAUGCUUGAUACAGUCAAGUUUUUUGUGAUAGACUCAGUUUUCCCUUGCUUGCACUCACCAAGGACUGCCUUUAAUGGACAAAGUCGAAUCUCAUUCACCACACGAAACCUCCCCUUUAACGCCUUCUAUAAUUCUCGGGCAUCUUUAUAGUAUGAAAGGGUUAAUCAAGGGUAGGUUCGAUAGUAUAACCAGGCCACUAACAUAGAAUGCACAGUGUACCAAUUUUUCCUGCUUUACAUUAAACUCAAUUGUCAAAUAUAAUGCAGCCUAAAGAUAUAUUUUUGGCCAACAAAGAGGAUCUCUUCCACCUAAUAUUCUCCUAAACUCAUGUCUAUACACCUAAAUAAUAACAGAACAAUAUCACACAAAAUAAAUCUAUUUGCAAAAUAUUUCAUAUUUGGUAAAUAUCUUAAUAGUUCAUCUACAUAGUAUAUUUUGGAUGACUUCAUGGUAUCUGAGUUUGAGAAACUUAUUGCUUCAAUAAUAUUCCACCACUUUUCUCAAAGAAUUUCCCGCUCAUUUUCAUAUGCUUUCUCGUGGAUGUACAUGGUGAAACAUAUUCAACUAAGAUCUAAAGGUAAGCAGCUUGAUGCCGCUUAAGGGAGGUCUCGGGUUCGAGCCUCGCCGUAUGCAGAAACUCUUGUUGGAAGACUCACCCACCAUAAGCAAGGUGUGCGACACGGGUCGGAUCCGGAUGUAGUCGGAGCUAAGCUCCGGUGAACCGGGUGUGCUAUGCGUAAGAUCUAAAGGUAAGGAUCUAAAGGUUACAUAUGCACGACUGCAUCGUUAACCAGGAACACAACUAUAUCGAUUAUGGUAUCCUACUUUGACGGCAUCCUCAAGGUCGGUAGAGUUGAUAUUGUGUUGACAAGCAUAUGAAGACAUGUUUCUCAUUGCUUUCUUACAAGUUUCAUCUUCUCCAACCAACAAAUUUAAUAGUGUCAUCAAUUUCAGAACAUUGAAGCUAAACACAUCUCAUGAUAUGUAUUUUACAUUACAUGUAUUAAACAUAUUCAUCAAAACAAGUAUAUUAAAACUUAAUAACACAAUUGGGCUGCAAACGAGCCGAGGCAGUUUGAAUUUUA
Spinacia oleracea (spinach) is the source of this 3017-nucleotide messenger RNA. RefSeq lists its product as uncharacterized. The transcript has 6 exons. The record is from RefSeq and is a predicted model, not a curated record. Bases 1017 to 1463 code for a protein of 148 amino acids. NCBI's taxonomy places the organism in Eukaryota, Viridiplantae, Streptophyta, Magnoliopsida, Caryophyllales, Amaranthaceae.